CUUGCGGACAGCUUCUGUUGUGCAGUAAUUUUUUCUUAUCGCGGCAGAAAAAAAAAUGUCUUGGCAAAGGCGGAGAGCUGCGACGCCGAGCCAACUGCGACUUUCCACCUCUUCCUCCGCAAGCCAACGAGGACGACAACGGAGGAUCACAGACUUUAUCUAGCCAUCUCGCUUUCUCAAGAUGGUUAGACCUACACAGCCGAUGAUGGCGCGCCUGCGCUUGACAACGAAACAGGUCAAUGGCGGCUACUACAAGGGAAACAGAACCGGUUCGAUGGGUUAUUUCGCAAAGAACGGAUCAUACAUUAUCGACUGGAAGAAGGUCCGCACAUACAACGUGCCUGAGAAUCUGGCUGAUUUCAAGCUUACCCCAUUCGUGACGAAACUUAUGCCGCCUACGAAGAGCAAAUACUUCAAGGAGAUACAAAGAAAUGGAAAGACCGUCAGCGUUGAGAAGGGCUUCCAGGCCGAGGACUAUCUCGAACUCUGGGCUUCGGACAACGGCCCUGAAGUUCUCGAAUAUGAACGGAAAGACCAGAGACGCGCGGAGUAUGCCCGUGCCAGGCAAGAGUACGAACGGCAGAAGGCUGAGCGUGCGGGGCCAUCUGAGCAGGGAGCCGGAACACCUUGAAGAUAUGGCGUUGGAAACAUAAGGUUCAUCGCGGAAUAUGUGAGCGCCGGCCAAAGAGCUUCUCGUUCACUGGAUUGUGCCCACCAUCGCUCUUGGUGGAUGCCGCGCUUGUUGUUUUAUAUGUACAUUAUUGGGCAUUUGGCGGCGGAAGGUACUCGAUACCUGCGAUUGCAACCGGCUCUCGGUUGGCAGACACGGGGCAAUCCCGGUGUGAAGUCGCUUCUCUGGCGUAUUUAUGAGUUUUUGCAGGGUAGCAUGGCUUGUUUUGUUGUCUAUGACCGUUUGAAUAGGAUCUAAGCAUAUAAGGCUUUUACGAAUACCCGAAUAUAAGGGAGUUUGAGCAUUCCAGCUAUAUCUUGUACGGCGUCAAACCACUUCUGAAGCGUCCAACCAGUCUAUGUUGAUGCCGUGUCUGACCAAUACCAUAUCUCUCUACUCUGGCGAGUGCUU
Molecule: messenger RNA, 1081 nt
Organism: Aspergillus calidoustus
Lineage: Eukaryota; Fungi; Ascomycota; Eurotiomycetes; Eurotiales; Aspergillaceae
Source: the annotation of a GenBank genome assembly